Papaver somniferum (opium poppy) is the source of this 720-nucleotide messenger RNA. RefSeq names its product protein MEI2-like 6. The transcript has 3 exons. NCBI's taxonomy places the organism in Eukaryota, Viridiplantae, Streptophyta, Magnoliopsida, Ranunculales, Papaveraceae. The record is from RefSeq and is a predicted model, not a curated record. Bases 433 to 684 code for a protein of 83 amino acids.
GCAAAAAUUCCUCACCACCACUCUUCAUCCUUCUGCAGUUCUACUUCAUCUAAAUACUAUAAGCUUUCUAUACAUCCUUUACUCUUUUUCUUUCCAGUAACAAUGUUAAACCCAAAUGCCGAACCAUAUCAGUACCAAAAGAUGAGGCCACACCUGCACCUCAUGUCUCCUGCAGCUUACAACUAUCUGAAAGCACUAAAAAGUCCUCCUUCUCUGCAACUCUCUAAUACCCUUUAUCCCAAACCUUCACUCCCUACAACUCCUCAACUCGGUAAUCCCUUUUAUCAGAAACCGUUACUUUACUACUCUCUCUUGCCAUUCUCUAGACCACCACCACCACCUCCACAUCAUGAUCACCAUCAUUAACAACCACUUCCUGUUCCUGCUAAAAGACUAGAGUGUAAGACCACUACAACUAGUAGUACUAGUGUAAUGAUGAAAAAUAUCCCCACGUCAAUAAGCAGGAGUAUGCUAAUGGAUAUUGUGGAUCAACACUGCAUAGAGGAGAACAAAAAAGCCAUAACAAUGUCAAAUCAUGAUGAUCACCAGGAUGCUAUUCUCUCUGAAUAUGACUUCCUUUACUUGCCUAUGGAUUUCGUGAGGAGGGCCAACUUAGGUUAUGCUUUUGUCAAUUUCACAACUUCUGUUGCUGCCAUGAGAUUUUACAAUUCUUUAACAACUUAAGUUGGAAGAACUCAAAAUCUAUAAAUAUUAAAAUGU